AUGGUUCUUCCUACCGCACUGCAAGACUUCCUCACCACCGCUGCCUCCACCCCUAAUCUCUCCUUCUACCUAAACGGCACCCCCAUCGUCCUCGCCAACCCUAACCCCCACUGGACCCUCCUCGACUUCAUCCGCUCCCAGCAUGGCCUGAAGGGCACCAAGCUGGGCUGCGGCGAAGGUGGGUGCGGUGCUUGUACGGUCGUGCUGCAGACCCGCGACGGGCGCGCCCAGAUUCGCCAUCGCGCCGUGAACGCCUGUUUGUAUCCGCUGAUUGGAGUGGCCGGAAAGCAUGUCAUCACUGUUGAAGGACUGGGGAACGUGGAUCAUCCCCAUCCGCUUCAGGAAAGGCUGGGGAAGCUCCAUGGGUCGCAAUGUGGUUUCUGUACCCCGGGUAUAGUCAUGUCGCUAUAUGCGCUCGUGCGAAAUGCAUACGAUCCCAAGACUGGACAAUUCAAUUUGACAGAGGAUGAUAUCGAGAUGAAGGGCCACCUGGAUGGCAAUCUGUGUCGGUGCACCGGAUACAAGCCCAUUUUGCAGGCAGCCAAGACGUUUGUCCAGGAGGAUCUCCAGGCCCGGCUGGCUGUGUGCACGCGACCUUCAGACAUGGAAACUCCGAUUGAGUCUGAAUCGGAUACAUCGCGGCCGCAGUCCUGUGGGCGCCCAGGCGGAUGCUGUCGUGAUACUCCUGGGUCGUCUUGCUCGUCUUCUUCGGAUCGAGACAGCAGUCGCACCAGUAUUUCGACCCCAGAUACAGAGCCAGAGAAGGACCUGGCCAACAACACCGUACCACAAUUUGACUUCAAGCCGUACAUUCCGAACACCGAGCUCAUUUACCCUCCGGCCCUGACCAAGGCCACUCCGCAGCUCGUCUGCUACACUGACGACCGCAAGGCCUGGCUGCGUCCGGUGACACUCGCCCAAACCUUGGACAUUUUGGCCCGUUGCCCAUCUGCCACCCUUGUCGGGGGUGCCAGCGAAGUCCAAGUCGACAUCCGGUUCAAAGGCGCUGAGUUCGCCGUAUCCGUCUUUAUCGGCGACCUUGACGAGCUGUCAUACAUUAGGCCCGUCGAGAAAGACGGCACCAUCACUGAACUCAUCAUCGGCGGCAAUACGCCCCUCAGCGACAUCGAAGCCGAAUGCAACCGACUGACCCCAGACCUAGGGGACCGAGGCUCCGUCCUCUCAGCCACAUCUAAAGUCCUGCGCUACUUUGCAGGACGCCAGAUCCGCAACGCGGCUUCACUAGCCGGAAACAUCGCCACGGCGUCGCCCAUCUCGGACAUGAACCCAGUGCUCCUAGCCAUCAACGCCACCAUCGUCGCGCGCACCUCAACCCAGGAAACCACUAUCCCCAUGGCCAACAUGUUCCUAGGCUACCGCAAGACCGCCCUCCCCAAAGACAGCAUCAUCACCUCGAUCCGCAUUCCCCUCCCACCGCCGGGGACCCGCGAACUCACCAAGUCCUACAAACAAGCCAAGCGCAAAGACGACGAUAUCGCCAUCGUGACCGCCGCCUUCCGCGUGCGCCUCGCCCCAGACAACACCGUGAGCGAAAUCGCCCUUGCCUACGGUGGCAUGGCUCCAACGACCCUCCUAGCCAAACAGGCCAUGACCGUCCUACAGGGCAAGAAAUGGGGCGUGCAAGCCGUUCUAGACAGCACGCUUGACGCCCUCCUCGAGGACUUCAACCUACCCUACUCUGUCCCUGGUGGAAUGGCACACUACCGGCGCACCCUGGCCACAUCUCUCUUCUUCCGCUUCUGGCACGAAGUCAUCUCCGACUUCAACCUCACCUCCACAGCCGCCGACCCCUCCAUCGCGACCGAAAUUCACCGCAACAUCUCUCACGGCACGCGCGACAACCACAACCCGCACGAACAACGCGUUGUCGGCAAACAACUUCCCCACCUAUCCGGUCUGAAGCACGCCACCGGCGAAGCCGAAUACGUCGAUGACAUGCCCCCGCAGCACCGGGAACUCUUCGGCGCGAUGGUGUUAUCGCAGCGCGCCCACGCCAAGCUCCUCUCCGUGGACUGGACGCCCGCGUUGCAGCCGGGCUUGGCCCUGGGGUACAUAGACCAUACCAGUAUCCCGGCGGAGAAGAACAUCUGGGGACCAGUGGUGAAGAACGAGCAGUUCUUCGCGGUGGAUGAGGUGACGGCGCACGGGCAGCCGAUUGGGCUGGUGUAUGCGGAGACGGCGCUGCAGGCGCAGAUGGCGGCGAGGGCAGUGAAGGUAGAAUAUGAAGAUUUGGAGACGAUACUUACCAUUGAUGAAGCGAUUGAGAAGGGUAGCUACUGGCCUCAUGGGAAGCAGUUGAGGAAAGGGGUAGCUGUGACGCCGGAGAAGAUGAAGGAUGUUUUUGACAAGUGUGACCGGGUCUUCGAGGGUGUUAUCCGUAUGGGUGGACAGGAGCACUUUUAUCUGGAGACGAAUGCUGCGGUCGUUAUUCCUCAUUCGGAGGAUGGGAGUAUGGAGGUCUGGUCGUCGACCCAGAAUACGAUGGAAACCCAAGAAUACGUCAGCCAAGUGACUUCCGUCCCAGCGUCGCGCAUCAACGCACGAGUGAAACGCAUGGGCGGCGCCUUUGGCGGCAAGGAAUCCCGCAGCGUGCAACUCGCCUGUCUACUAGCCAUCGCAGCUAAGAAGACCAAGCGCCCGAUGCGCGCUAUGCUCAACCGCGACGAAGACAUGAUCACUUCUGGCCAGCGUCACCCCUUCCAAUGCCGCUGGAAGGUAGGUGUCAUGAACGAUGGGAAACUUGUCGCCCUCGACGCAGAUGUCUACAACAACGCGGGAUUCUCUUUGGACAUGAGCGGUGCCGUGAUGGACCGGUGCUGCACCCACAUCGAGAACUGCUAUUACUUCCCGCAUGCGCAUAUCCGCGGGUGGGUGUGCAAGACGAACACGCAUAGUAAUACUGCAUUCCGUGGAUUCGGUGGGCCACAGGCCAUGUUCAUUGCGGAGAGUUACAUGUCUGCUGUUGCGGAGGGGUUGGGGAUGGAUAUUGAUGAGUUGCGGAUGAAGAAUUUGUAUACUCAGGGGCAGAGAACGCCAUUCCUGCAGGAGAUCGACCAGGACUGGCACGUUCCUAUGCUGCUGGAGCAGGUUAAGAAGGAGGCGCGGUACGCAGAGCGCAAGGCCGAGAUAGCAGAGUUCAAUAAACGCCACCGCUACAGAAAGCGAGGGAUAGCCAUGAUCCCAACGAAAUUCGGCAUCUCCUUCGCGACUGCAGUCCAUCUCAACCAAGCCGGCGCAAACGUCAAAAUCUACACCGAUGGCUCAGUACUUCUCAACCAUGGUGGAACCGAGAUGGGCCAGGGCCUGUAUACGAAGAUGGUGCAGGUCGCGGCGCAGGAACUGGGUGUUCCGGCGGAGAGCGUCUACACGCAGGACAGCUCGUCGUACCAGACAGCGAAUGCGUCUCCGACUGCUGCCUCGUCGGGAAGUGAUUUAAAUGGAAUGGCGGUUAAGGAUGCGUGCGACCAGUUGAAUGAGCGGCUGAAGCCGUAUCGGGAGAAGUUCGGCAAGGAUGCUGAUAUGGCGACGAUGGCGCACGCGGCGUAUCGCGAUCGGGUCAAUCUGGCGGCGAGUGGGUUUUGGAAGAUGCCUAAGGUAGGGUAUCAGUGGGGGACGUAUGAUGUGGAGAAGGUGAAGCCGAUGUAUUAUUAUUUUACGCAGGGCGUUGCGUGCACCGAGGUCGAGCUUGAUCUGCUUACGGGUGAUCAUACUGUGCUACGCACGGAUAUUAAGAUGGACGUGGGAAGGUCCAUUAACCCUGCUAUUGACUAUGGGCAGAUUGAGGGUGCGUUUGUCCAGGGACAGGGACUGUUUACGAUGGAGGAGACUCUCUGGACGCAGGGAGGGCAGCUAGCGACACGGGGACCGGGGACGUAUAAGAUUCCCGGGUUCAGUGAUAUCCCGCAGGAGUUCAAUGUCAGUUUCCUGCAAGGUGUGUCGUGGAGUCAUCUGCGCUCAAUCCAGAGCAGCAAGGGUAUUGGAGAGCCGCCGCUGUUCAUGGGGUCGUCGGUGUUGUUUGCCUUGAGGGAGGCGUUGAAGAGUGCGAGAGCGGACUUCGGUGUGCAAGGGCCGUUGGUGCUGGAUAGUCCGGCUACGGCGGAGAAGUUGAGGCUGGCGGUGGGAGAUGACUUGGUGAAGAAGGCAGAGGUGAAGAGGAAGGAGGGAGAGAAGGGGUUCUUUGUUGCUGUUGCAUGA
This is a messenger RNA of Aspergillus luchuensis, 4215 nucleotides long. RefSeq lists its product as uncharacterized. Gene Ontology annotation, molecular function: 2 iron, 2 sulfur cluster binding; iron ion binding; oxidoreductase activity. NCBI's taxonomy places the organism in Eukaryota, Fungi, Ascomycota, Eurotiomycetes, Eurotiales, Aspergillaceae. The transcript has 5 exons. The record is from RefSeq and is a predicted model, not a curated record. Bases 1 to 4215 code for a protein of 1404 amino acids.